GUCGGAGGGAGGCCACCGGAGACCGGGGGGCAGUUAACGCGCGCUGCGGGGAAGGGGCCAACCGGCCAAGUCACUUGCGCUCUACGGCUCCGUUCCGGGGGUCUUCAAGGUCGACGAGAAGCGGUCCACUGGGAGAUGAGAGAACUGGGGAGCUUGGAUGGGGAAGUGACCGGAGCACCUCCGGGGGUUUAACCCGAGGUGGAAAGGGAUGCGCAGGCGGCCGCUGGAAGACCCUUCUGCAACUACUUGGACUCCUACGAUUCUUUGGUGCUGGGAUUUGGGCAUUCAAGUAGCCGAAGCGAACUGACUCUCUGGAGAGGGAGUUGCAUUUAAAGAAGGAUGCUAAGAAGCAGUUUAAGUACACAUGUCGGUUUGGUUCCGAACUUUGAAAAGGCUGGGGGAUUGGAUUCACGAGGUGAUUUUUGACAUUUUAUUUUGGCAUUCCAACCAAGAGGAGGCUUGCUGCUGGAACUUGUCAGUUCUCCUUUAUUUUAAAAUAUCUUAUGAUCAAUGGAUAAAGUGGGGAAGAUGUGGAAUAACUUCAAAUACAGAUGUCAGAAUCUCUUCGGUCACGAGGGAGGGAGCCGUAGUGAAAAUGUGGACAUGAACUCCAGCAGAUGUUUGUCUGUGAAAGAGAGAAACAUCAGUAUAGGAGACUUGGCUCCUCAGCAACAAAGCAGUCCCUUAAGAGAAAACGUUGCCUUACAACUGGGAUUAAGCCCUUCCAAGAAUCCUUCAAGGAGAAACCAAAACUGCGCCGCUGAAAUUCCUCCAAUUGUUGAAAUAAGCAUUGACAAGGAUAAUGAUUCGUGUGUCACCCCAGGAGCAAGACUUGCAAGAAGAGAUUCCUACUCUCGGCAUGCACCGUGGGGUGGGAAGAAAAAACAUUCCUGUUCUACCAAGACACAGAGUUCAUUGGAUACCGAUAAAAAGUUUGGUAGAACUCGAAGCGGACUUCCGAGGAGAGAGAGGCGGUGUGGUGUAAGCUCCGCGCACGACACGGACAGCGUGUCCAGCAGAGCGGUGGGAAGCCGCUCUCUGAGACAGAGGUUGCGAGACACUGUGGGCUUGUGUUUUCCCACGAGAACUUACAGCAAGCAGUCAAAACCCCUCUUUUCUAAUAAAAGGAAAAUACACCUUUCUGAAUUAAUGCUUGAGAAAUGCCCUUUUCCUGCUGGCUCAGAUUUAGCCCAAAAAUGGCAUUUGAUUAAACAGCAUACAGCCCCUGUGAGCCCACACUCAACAUUUUUCGAUACGUUUGAUCCAUCCUUGGUUUCUACGGAAGAUGAAGAAGAUAGGCUUCGAGAGAGAAGGCGGCUCAGUAUUGAAGAGGGGGUUGACCCUCCUCCCAAUGCACAAAUACAUACAUUUGAAGCCACCGCACAGGUUAAUCCGUUAUAUAAACUGGGACCAAAGUUAGCUCCUGGAAUGACUGAAGUAAGUGGGGACAGUACUGCAAUUCCACAAGCUAAUUGUGACUCAGAAGAGGACACUACCACCUUGUGUCUGCAGUCACGUAGGCAGAAGCAACGUCAGGUGUCUGGAGACAGCCAUACCCAUGUUAGCAGACAGGGAGCUUGGAAAGUCCAUACGCAGAUUGAUUACAUACACUGCCUUGUGCCCGACUUGCUUCAGAUUACAGGGAAUCCCUGUUACUGGGGAGUGAUGGACCGUUACGAAGCAGAAGCCCUCCUCGAAGGGAAACCUGAAGGCACAUUCUUGCUCAGGGACUCUGCGCAAGAGGACUACCUCUUCUCUGUGAGCUUCCGUCGCUACAACAGAUCCCUGCAUGCCCGAAUUGAACAGUGGAAUCACAACUUUAGUUUUGAUGCCCACGACCCAUGUGUAUUUCACUCCUCCACUGUAACAGGACUUUUGGAACAUUAUAAAGAUCCCAGUUCUUGCAUGUUUUUUGAACCAUUGCUUACUAUAUCACUAAACAGGACUUUCCCUUUUAGCCUGCAGUAUAUCUGCCGUGCAGUAAUCUGUAGAUGCACUACAUAUGAUGGAAUUGAUGGGCUCCCUUUACCAUCAAUGUUGCAGGAUUUUUUGAAAGAGUAUCAUUAUAAGCAAAAAGUUAGAGUUCGCUGGUUAGAACGAGAACCAGUCAAGGCAAAGUAAACUCUCCCGCCCCCAGUGGGCGUUAACUCGAUCUGCUUUUCUGUGCAUCAGACAGUACACCUAUAGCAAGCACACGUAUCAGUGUUAGGUGUUUCUCAGUGCAGUAUGUAGGCUUAGUGUUAGUAUCUGUCAGAUGCGAUCUGCUGUCACUUCCUCAGAUAAACGUGGUGCCUAUUGAGACAACAGAGGGCAGAGCUACAGGUGUUCAGUAAGGCUACAAAGGCAUUUUGUCAGUUGAGCGAACGGUUUGAUUUGUAAUGACUAUUGUAAUUGAGUGAAGCAACUCGGGGGCAUUUGCUAUGAAGAAUUCUAUUUCUUACUGAAGAACAAAUUAUUAAUAUUGGAUGAGUAUUUCAACAGUAUGACUAAUGUUUGAAAUUGUUAUUUUUUCUAAGAAUUUUUCUAUAACCUUCCAAAAGUAGUGCUGUUUGUAGUUACUAUAAAUCAAGCUUUGGAAGUCCAAAAAAUAAAGACUGCCUUCCUUGGAGAAAAAAGAAAAAUGCAAUUUUCUGGCCACAAGGGCAGAGUGCAGUUCACUUAAGUGUUGAUAUAGUUUAUAGUCAGUCUCUUGUCUCUUCUGCAAAAGGUACUGUUAAGCCAACCAGGUUUUCUAAAUAGUUGCUCUUAAAAGUUCAGGCUUACAAAGUUGGUAGUAGAAUUUUAUUUCAAGGCCUUAGGUAUUAAUUUUUUUGAAUGAGUGCUUUAACUUAAAACACAUUGGGAAGAGCUGCAAUGUAGUCCUGUGUGUGAUUUCUUAAGUUAGUACGUGCGGUCUACUCGUUGAUUAGUUAAAGUUGGAUCUUUUCCUGUGCCCAUGAUGCGUUUGUGAACCAUGAAGAAAGUGAGACUAGAAGAUGCCCAGACAAGUCCAGUGAUAGCAGCAGUGGUAUGCUGAUGUUGAGAUGAUUGUUAAACUGCAGUGAACAAUUUGGAUGGCACUAUUUAGCUCUUUGUUGUAAACGCUCAUAGCUGAAUCGCUUAAAUACAAUUUAUAGAAUUUCAGUGCAGUUAAUUUCUAAUAGAAAAUCUGAAACCCUAAUUGCAGAUUUAAAAGGUACUGUACAACCGUUGUAUCUGUAAAUAACUUUACUUAGCACCUUUUUGUCACUUAGAAUAGUAUGCAAUACUACUUGAGUGAGCUAUUUUGGAAGUAAUACCAAGUCCUAGUGUUUGCUUCUUAGUAUUGAGCUGAAUUUACAGUUCUGUCCUAGACAUUUUGCACUAGUCAAAUCCAUUCUUGUGUCUUUUUGUUAAUGUGCUCUGUACCACUGGUGAGUGCUCCUUGGUCUCCUUACCUGCUGCUACAGAAAGUUCUUUUACAUCUUGAUGGCUGUUGCCAAGGCUACAAAAAAGAAAAGCUAUAUUUGUAUGCAACACUAACCCUUUGACUGCUAAUGUACGUUUCUGCUUGCUGUGCCUUGUUAUGGCUGCUUUUUUGUGCUAAUAAAGUAUGUUUGGUGUUCUCCUUGUA
Molecule: messenger RNA, 3592 nt
Organism: Zalophus californianus (California sea lion)
Lineage: Eukaryota; Metazoa; Chordata; Mammalia; Carnivora; Otariidae
Gene: SOCS5
Product: suppressor of cytokine signaling 5
Exons: 2
Coding region: 511-2121 (536 amino acids)
Biological process (GO): cell surface receptor signaling pathway via JAK-STAT; phosphatidylinositol phosphate biosynthetic process; intracellular signal transduction
Cellular component (GO): phosphatidylinositol 3-kinase complex
Molecular function (GO): 1-phosphatidylinositol-3-kinase regulator activity
Source: RefSeq, a predicted model, not a curated record